Molecule: messenger RNA, 1761 nt
Organism: Candida albicans SC5314
Lineage: Eukaryota; Fungi; Ascomycota; Pichiomycetes; Serinales; Debaryomycetaceae
Product: dolichol kinase
Exons: 1
Coding region: 1-1761 (586 amino acids)
Biological process (GO): dolichyl monophosphate biosynthetic process
Cellular component (GO): endoplasmic reticulum membrane
Molecular function (GO): dolichol kinase activity
Source: RefSeq, a predicted model, not a curated record
AUGGCAGGAAGAAAAAGAAAAAACGAAUCUAAGAAACCAAAUCCUACUGCAAGAUCAACUGCAGCAAUCUUUCAGGAUAUAAAUAAUUUAGAUGAAUUAGAAUCUAAAACUAAAAUCGACAACAACAAGAGUAAUGAAGAAACCAAUGAUGAACCUGCAGGCAGUCCUGAAGAAGAUAUUGCCAAUGCUGGUUUCCCAUUUAACUAUUUGUAUCGAGUACAAGAUCAUUUAAACGAAAAUAUGUCAGUAGUACAUGCUGUUCAAUGUUUGGUUAGUUUAUUUUUCAUCCAAAUGGUAUAUUUAGAUAGAGUUAAAAUCAUUGAUUAUUCUAAAGAUGAACAUUUACCAAUGCAAGUAAUUGCAGUUAUUUUUUUCAAUUGGGUAGGUGUGUUCCUUUGUACCGUUUUAGGGAUGGUUAAGAACAAGAGUGAAAACAAAGUAAUGCCAGAUUUCAAUUACAUUUAUAGUUUGCUACUUCCAGCAUUAUUGAGUGUUUUACAUUUCAAUAAAGAUUGGCUUUUAGUUAAUCUUUCAUUGAACUAUUUUGUUAUUGAUUCAAUGAACCCUAUUUUCAAUUUGUUUUCCAGUUUAGGGUUUUAUGAAGUUUAUAAAGAUGAAGAAACUACUUUGAUUUCCACUUUUCAAUUUGGUCAAUAUGCCGCAAUCUUUUUGGUAUUCCAAUAUAUAUUAAACUAUAUAAACACAGAAGAAAUUGACGACGACAGUAAUGCUAAACCAAGAACAAGUUUGAAAAGACUGGAAAUUCAUUUGAUUGUGCUUUUACUUAUCAAUAUCUUAUUCAAUCCCGCAUUUACCGGUGGAAAUGUUUUGCCAAUGAAAAUAUUCCAAAAACUCAUUAUUAGUUUUAUAAUUUCAAGUUUCUUUACAUUCCCAAUUAUUAGUUUCACUCCGGGGAUUCUUGUUAUUUUAAUUUUUGGCGGUAUAUUCUACGGAUUCACAAUCUUCCAAUUAACACCAAUUUUAAAUGAUAAUGCUGUAAAUUGGUUAUACAAUUAUGUCAUGAAAGAUGAAACAAGAGUUCACAUUAUCUCAAUAUGGGUGGCAAUGUCAGUGACCAUUAUCCCAAUGGUGUUUUAUUUUGCCAAUUAUUUGAGGCUUAAUACUAGAAGAAAGAUUUGGCAUGGCUUAAUGGUAAUUGCAUUAUGUUUCACCCCAGAAAUAUUAUUUGGUCAAAUUGAAUUUACAUUAAUAAGUUUAUUAGGAACAUUAAUUGUUUUCAUGGUAGUGGAAGGUAUUAGAUACAAUAGACUUUCUUAUAUUGGAGAAUUCUUACACAAAACUUUAUCUGUUUUCCAAGAUACAAAAGAUUUACAAGGACCUUUGAAUUUAUCUUACAUUUAUUUAUUAGCAGGGGUUACUAUCCCUAUAGUUUACGAUUAUUUGGUCAAUAAAGAUACUGUCACUAUUAUCAGAUAUAGUGGAUUGAUUACUUUAGGUGUUGGCGAUACAUUUGCUUCUGUGAUUGGUAAAAAGUUUGGUACGUUCAAAUGGAAGGGCAGCAACAAAUCAGUACAAGGAACAAUUGCUUUUAUUGUCAGUGUUCUCCUUUGUACUUAUGGUGCUGAUUACUAUUUGACCCAGAAUAAUACAAAUUAUCUUCCAAUCAAAAAUUGGGAAAAUACCUUAGUUACUAUACUUUUGGCAGGAUUCUUGGAAGGAACUUGUGAUAUUAAUGACAAUUAUCUCAUCCCAAUAUUUUUCCCUAUUUCCUAUGAACUAUUAAACAAGAGUUACAAAUAA